AUGGCGUUGGAGUGGUGUGAACAGAGAGUUCAGAAUCCAGAGAUGGCAGGGAAUCCAGCGGCCUACAGCUGGCGGUGGAUGUCCAACUCCCCCAAUGUUUCGGAGGCCUCGAAGAGGGUUGUAGAAAUUAGCGCCGCUGCUGUCAGACACUGCUCCAUGUUAGCCGAGGAUGAGGAACAAAUAGCUGCCUUGGGAACCUUCACUGUGGAGAACAUCCUAUCCAACAUCUUCUUGGUGCGUUGCCAUGACUACGUGGAGCUGCUGGCUGAACUCCACCUUCUACCCACCUUCCUGCAGAAGCAAACCAAGGUCCGCCUCCUUGUCAUUGACAGCAUGGCGUUUCCAUUCUUGCAGCUGUUUGACGACCUAUCUGAAAGGACACGCCUCCUCCGAGGCCUUGCCCAGCAACUCAUCACCAUGGCAACAAAUCACAACAUUGCUAUUGUCUUCACCAACAACAUGACCACUCGGCUGACAGGCACCCAAUCACAUCUGGUGCCGGCACUUGGAGACAGCUGGGCGCACGCCCCUACCACCCGGCUCCUCCUACAGUGGGAAGGGUCACAGCGGCUAGCGUUAGUCCUUAAAUCCCCAGGUCACAUGGAGACCAUCGUCCAGUACCAGAUCACCUGCGAGGGCUUCAGGGAUGCUGACCAAUCACAGCAGUGACAGAGCAAAAGGUCUUGAACGCUCAUCUACCAAUCAGCUUCCUCCUCAUUAAACGGCAGUCUUUGUCAUCUGACUGGACAGACAUUCAGUAAAUCAGGUGUUCUACCUAUUUGCCUCUC
Nematolebias whitei (Rio pearlfish) is the source of this 788-nucleotide messenger RNA. RefSeq names its product DNA repair protein RAD51 homolog 3. Gene Ontology annotation, molecular function: crossover junction DNA endonuclease activity; ATP-dependent DNA damage sensor activity; ATP binding. Gene Ontology annotation, biological process: DNA repair; meiotic DNA recombinase assembly; reciprocal meiotic recombination. The record is from RefSeq and is a predicted model, not a curated record. NCBI's taxonomy places the organism in Eukaryota, Metazoa, Chordata, Actinopteri, Cyprinodontiformes, Rivulidae. Gene Ontology annotation, cellular component: replication fork; Rad51C-XRCC3 complex; Rad51B-Rad51C-Rad51D-XRCC2 complex. The coding region runs from base 1 to 669 and encodes 222 amino acids. The transcript is spliced from 4 exons.